GGAUGGGCAGGAAGAAGGAAAGGUGCGGUGCGUGCCCAAACCGCAGCGUGUCCUGUCACUUAUUCCCACAGUUUGGCAUUGGACAACGGCCGGAGGUGGAGCAAAGACCAAACGGAAAGUGCCAUCGUUACAGUCCCUGCUUUCCUCUUUCCGCCUCAAAGGCCGUGGGACCCCAGCCCCAGCCAUGGAGCGGUGCCAGGUGCCGCCACAGGCCGGGUUGGGCCGCGGGGGGCCCCGGGUCCGCAGGGGGGGACGCUCCGGCGGCGCGGAGAGCUCGGACCCAGCGAGGGCCGCGGCGGCGCCCCUGAGACACCGUGCCCCGGCCGGGCGGGACCGGGCUCCCCCCGCCCGGCGGGCUCGGCCCCAGCCCCCUUCGGGCGCGGGGCUCCCGGGAGGCUUCGACCGCCGCUGCUGGAUGGCGCUGCACAGCGAGCGGCUGCCGCCGAACUGCAGCGCCCAGCCCGCCCCCGGCACGCCAGGAGAUGACCGCAUCUACGCUGCACUGUUUGCAAAACUGAAGGAGUUGCUGGUGAGGAGGGCAUCAGAUGGAGAUCCUCCAGCACCUUUUCGGGACGGACAACAGUACUAUGAACAGGGGUUGUAUGAAGAAGCAUUAACGCAAUUUAAAAAAAUUGAGGAUACAGAUUUUCAAGCCAUGUAUCAACUUGGUGUAAUGUAUUAUGAUGGACUAGGCACUGAAAAAGACCCUGAAAGGGCAGUGGAAUACAUGAAUAAAAUACUCAACUCUGAUUCUCCAAAAGCAAGACACCUGAAGGUUGCAGCUGCAUACAAUCUUGGCAGGGCGUAUUACGAAGGAUGUGGUGUUAAGCAUUCAACUGAAGAGGCUGAAAGGACUACAGAAAACAAUGACAUCAAUAUGCUAGCCAAGAAAGCUGAUUGCCAUCCAACAUAUGUAGCCAAGGGGGUUGCUAUGGCUGCUUUCUACUUGGCUAGAUGCCUCCAGCUUGGCCGAGGCAUAAAGCAAGAUCAAGAUGCUGCUAAAAAAUACUAUUCUAAGGCCAUUCAGAGCUGUACAUGGAGAAUAUUCCCUGUGAUUCCUAAAGCUGCAUAUGGACAACUGGGAAGACAAAUCUGAGGCCCAGAUUUCACAUAAUCUGUGUAAAAAAGCUGCAGCAGAACCCAGACAGAAUACAAAGCACCAGCUUGAAUGCCUGAAGAUAUGCCUGUUUCUCAGUGCAGCUAUUUGGGGAACUGCCUAUCUCCUGCCAGAGAACUGCAGACAGAUGCUUGAACAGCCUCCAAAAUACAGGUUAGAGAAACACGGCCCAGAAGAACUGGGAUUGUGUGGGACAGUCUCUACCCUGUGUACCCCUGAGCUAGACUGGAUCUGUGCUCACCUACAAGCUGCAAACACCUCCUGGCUGCAACUUUUGAAUACUGGGAGAUCAGUGCUGAAAUUGCUGAUUAGAGUCAUGCCUAUCAUUCUCCAUUCUGCAUUUGUUCCCAGGGCAGGGAUUUGCAUGUGAGUAGGGUCAUCUGAACUGUAAUUGUCAGGAGAGAGUCACUCCUCUAGAAGCAUAUUCUCAAAAUGAGAGGACUUAGUACUUCUGCUUCAAGUUAGGAUCCAUGCGCAAAAUUAUUUAAAUUCUGAUUACUAGAUGGAGACAUAUUACAACUUUCUUCAAGUACCCUCAAAUACUCUUAUAUAAAUACUGAAAGUCUUCAGAAUCUUCUUAAGAAUGCAAAAUUCUUGAUCAACUUAUGUACUUAUGCAUUUGUUUUUCCAAAUUAUGAGUCAAAUGGAAAACA
Molecule: messenger RNA, 1770 nt
Organism: Chiroxiphia lanceolata (lance-tailed manakin)
Lineage: Eukaryota; Metazoa; Chordata; Aves; Passeriformes; Pipridae
Gene: LRP2BP
Product: LRP2 binding protein
Exons: 6
Coding region: 185-1096 (303 amino acids)
Molecular function (GO): protein binding
Source: RefSeq, a predicted model, not a curated record